Molecule: messenger RNA, 645 nt
Organism: Melampsora larici-populina 98AG31
Lineage: Eukaryota; Fungi; Basidiomycota; Pucciniomycetes; Pucciniales; Melampsoraceae
Exons: 3
Coding region: 1-645 (214 amino acids)
Biological process (GO): telomere maintenance via telomerase
Cellular component (GO): telomerase catalytic core complex
Molecular function (GO): telomerase RNA binding; telomeric repeat DNA binding
Source: RefSeq, a predicted model, not a curated record
AUGAAGACACCUAAGAGGCUCAAACCGCUUAUCGGUCCUUCUGGCCUGAUAUUUCGGAUCGUCAAGAGUGCAGCUUCAGAUAGGACCAACGAAAUCCUACAAAAGUCCUGCCCAAAAAAAUAUCAAAAUCAGGGCUUGACUGAAGAAGAGAAGUUAAGCGUUGUUGAACUGAUAGAGCCUAGUCAAGCUAGCCACACACGACUCUCUUCACCCUUUCAAACAUGCACUGAUCAAGUCACUGAAUCGAAGAGCAAGACCUCCUGUGCUGAUACGAAGCCAAAAUUUAAUCAAUUUGUUUGCUCAUACUAUGAAGUUGAAAGCUAUAUAUGGGGUAUGAUCCAUUCACUUGGUUUGGGUAACUGGUGGGGUGAUUCUUCGAAAAACGAGGAUGUCGUGCGCGAAAAUAUCACCCACAUCAUCAAGCUGCGCAAAUUUGAAAAGAUAUCUUUGCAUCAGCUUGUUCAAGAUAUGACUAUGAAAGACUGUCAUUGUUUGAUUGGAUCGAUCACUGAUAUCACAUCCCGCGCUAUGUUUCACGAUUUUGUCUGGUGGUUCUAUGAAUCAUUCAUCUGCAGUCUCAUCAAGGUACUUCCUUCAUCUUUCGAGCGUAAGAUAGUGUUUUUUAAGACCGCAUGGCUUUACUGA